Asparagus officinalis (garden asparagus) is the source of this 1121-nucleotide messenger RNA. RefSeq names its product pyrrolidone-carboxylate peptidase-like. The transcript is spliced from 5 exons. The coding region runs from base 282 to 944 and encodes 220 amino acids. Gene Ontology annotation, biological process: proteolysis. NCBI's taxonomy places the organism in Eukaryota, Viridiplantae, Streptophyta, Magnoliopsida, Asparagales, Asparagaceae. Gene Ontology annotation, cellular component: cytosol. Gene Ontology annotation, molecular function: pyroglutamyl-peptidase activity. The record is from RefSeq and is a predicted model, not a curated record.
UUGUUUCUCCCUUCUCCUUUCCCCUCUCUCUCUCUCUCUCUUUCGCUCUCUCGUUUAAUAAUCUGUAAUGGUUUACAAUCCUUAUGUUAUUUAGAUAGAGGCUCUCCGCUCCCUCUUCGACCCAUUUGAGUUUUUCAAUUAGUAUCUUUUUGAAUUUUAAUUAACUAGAGGUGGAAAGGCAGGUAACUGAAAACACAUCUCAGUAAGAUUGCUGCAGAGAUUCAACGUAUAUAAAAUACACCGGCGAUAGAAAGGAAAAAAAAACUUAAAAGUUAUCCAUAAUGGGUUCGGAGGGUCCUUCGGAGGUAUCAGUUCAUAUUACAGGGUUUAAGAAAUUCCAUGGAGUCUCAGAAAACCCGACAGAAACAAUCGUCAGUAAUCUGAGAGGAUAUAUGACCAAGAAUGGGUUACCAAAAGGCCUUGUUAUUGGUAAUUGUACUGUUCUUGAGACUGCAGGACAAGGAGCACUUGCUCAGCUUUAUAAAUUGUUGGAGUCUGCGGUGGCUGAGCGAGGCAAUGGAUCUUCGAACACUCGAGGAGAAGUGAUCUGGCUUCACUUUGGAGUUAAUAGUGGCGCAUCAAGAUUUGCCAUCGAGAAUCAAGCAGUUAAUGAAGCUACUUUCCGGUGCCCAGAUGAGCUCGGAUGGAAACCUCAGAGAGUCCCGAUCAUCCCUGCAGAUGGGGGCAUUACCCGCAAUAGAAAGACUUCACUUCCCGCGAAUGAUAUUGCUAAGGCCUUGGCAAAGAUGGGAUUCAACGUGGUUCCUUCAGAUGAUGCUGGUCGCUUUGUAUGCAACUACGUAUACUAUCAUUCUCUGUGUUUUGCUGAACAAAACGGAAUCAAGUCGCUCUUUGUUCAUUUCCCUCUUUUCUUCACGAUUGACGAAGAAACCCAAAUGCAAUUUGUGGCUUCCCUUUUAGAGGUACUUGCUUCUUUGAACUAGAACUCUUCGGAUCUUUUCAUUAGUGUUUUUUUUUAUGUUGUAAAUGACUGGUUGAAAUCAAUUUACUCUUCGAGGGAUGUACAUUGAUGUGUAGUUGUGAGCUCAUCAUGUGAAAUGUUUGUAUUUUAUUGCGAACGAAGCUUAAGAAUGUUUGGUCUCCGUGUCUUGUUUGAUCUA